Molecule: messenger RNA, 3663 nt
Organism: Columba livia (rock pigeon)
Lineage: Eukaryota; Metazoa; Chordata; Aves; Columbiformes; Columbidae
Gene: NR5A1
Product: nuclear receptor subfamily 5 group A member 1
Exons: 7
Coding region: 245-1741 (498 amino acids)
Biological process (GO): tissue development; regulation of transcription by RNA polymerase II; hormone-mediated signaling pathway
Cellular component (GO): RNA polymerase II transcription regulator complex
Molecular function (GO): nuclear receptor activity; RNA polymerase II cis-regulatory region sequence-specific DNA binding; zinc ion binding
Source: RefSeq, a predicted model, not a curated record
CCGGUGUCCUGCCCAGGACGGCGUGUGCGCAGCCAGAGCCCCGACACCUUCCCAGCGGACACAGGUCCCAUAAAUCCCCCAGCCUGGGACGGACGGGGCAGCAGUGCCCAGCACCCUGCGGAGGCUUCUCAAGUCGCAGCUCCUGGCCGGUGGUGCGAGGGAGGCUCUUCUGCCUCGCUGGCCCCACACACGCAGGGCCGCUGGAGGGGAUGGACUAUUCCUAUGAUGAGGACCUGGACGAGCUAUGUCCGGUCUGUGGGGACAAGGUCUCCGGGUACCACUACGGGCUGCUCACCUGCGAGAGCUGCAAGCGGCGAAUUCGCGCUCGGCGGCGGGACGGGAACGCGGCAGCGACGGGAGCCCCGAGCGCGGCGGGGGCGGCGGGACGGGUGCCGGUGCCGGAAUGCCGGUGCCGGUGCUCGACGCAUCGCCGCCGCCGCAGGGCUUCUUCAAGCGGACGGUUCAGAACAACAAGCACUACACCUGCACCGAGAGCCAGAACUGCAAGAUCGACAAGACCCAGCGCAAGCGCUGCCCCUACUGCCGCUUCCAGAAGUGCCUCACGGUGGGGAUGCGCCUGGAAGCCGUGCGUGCCGACAGGAUGCGCGGAGGGAGGAACAAGUUUGGACCCAUGUACAAGCGGGACCGUGCCUUAAAGCAGCAGAAGAAAGCUCUGAUCCGUGCCAAUGGCUUCAAGCUGGAGACCGUGCCUCAGAUCAUGUCCCCAGUGCAGAACGACUACAGCCUGUCCUCCACCAUCCACAGCAUCCACGCCAUGUCCAAGACCUUGCCGCCCAACCCUGCUGCCCUGACACCCGUUGACUACGAGCGCAGCCCCUACGGGACGCCCUCCCUGGGAAUGACUGUGCCCAGCCACGUACCGCUCGGCAGCUACCACUACCCCUCCUUCCCCAACCGCACCAUCAAGUCUGAGUACCCGGACCACUACACAAAUGCACACGAGUCUGCACCAGCCUAUGUGUACCCAGAGACCUACCCCAGCAGCUCCCCCCCUGACAUCCCCGACGUCAUCCUGAAGCUGCUGCAGCUGGAGCCUGACGAGGCGCAGGUGAAGGCGCGGAUCCUGGGCUGCCUGCAGCAAGAGCAGGGCAAAGGCCGGCACGAGAAGCUCAGCACCUUCGGCCUCAUGUGCAAGAUGGCUGACCAGACCCUCUUCUCCAUCGUGGAGUGGGCACGGAGCUGCAUCUUCUUUAAGGAGCUGGAGGUGGGUGACCAGAUGAAGCUGCUGCAGAACUGCUGGAGCGAGCUGCUGGUGUUCGACCAUGUCUACCGGCAGCUGCAGCACGGCAAGGAGCACAGCGUGCUGCUCGUCACCGGCCAGGAGGUGGACAUGUCGACCAUCGCGGCCCAGGCCGGCUCCAUCCUGAACUCACUGGUGCUGCGGGCGCAGGAGCUCGUCCUGCACUUGCACUCACUCCAGGUGGACCAGCAGGAAUUCGUCUGCCUCAAGUUCCUCAUCCUCUUCAGCCUCGACGUGAAGUACCUGCAGAACCAUGCGCUGGUUAAGGAAGCUCAGGAGACGGCCAACGCGGCGCUGCUGGAGUACACCGUCUGCCACUACCCCCACGCCACCGACAAGUUCCGGCAGCUGCUGCUGCGGCUGGCAGAGGUGCGGGCGCUGAGCAUGCAGGCGGAGGAGUACCUGUACCACAAGCACCUGAGCGGGGAGGUGCCCUGCAACAACCUCCUCAUCGAGAUGCUGCACGCCAAACGGACUUGAGCACAGCUGCCAGCAGCGUGGUGAGGCAGGACGCGUGCCCGGGGCUGGCGGGCCAGGGCUGCCUCUCCAACCCGCCUCUCUCAGUGAUGCUAUUUAACCUGUACUAUUGGAAAAGUCCAGAUGGUUUAUUUUACUACAUGGUAAGGACAGUUGAUGGCUGGGGGGCUGUGCACUCAGCUGCCAGACUGCCCCAUCAGCAGCGCUGCCCCUGCUCCUCUGCACAUGCAGUGCCUGACCUGUUGCCUGCCUGACCCGGCUCUGCAGCACGAAGGAAAGGUAAAGCCUGUCAUGGCUUUUCUUCUGUUUAUGCUCCUCUCCUGCUGCCCCUGCCAGCCGUUUCUCCACUGCUGCCAUCGCUCGCCCAACCCUGCCCCAUGUCUCAGGGCUCCUCGUGCACAGGGCAGGGGAAAGGUGAGGUGAACCCCCCAGGUGGUGGUUUUGCAGCAGUUGGGGUGUCCCCAGGCACUGUCACGGAGGCAGAAGACGGGGGCUGGGGAUGGUGGCACCGCACAGCUGUGCCAGGUCCCCGAGGAGCACGUGCUGGGUGCUGCCUGCUCUGCAUCCCGUUGCUGCCCGGCCAGGUGAGGGCAGGCAGGGAUGGGCAGUGCUGAGCCCUCAGCUGAGGUUCGUUUGCUCAGUGCUUUCUGGUGCUGGAGGCAGCAACCACGGCUUCGCAGCCUGCGGCAGCCGCGGUGCCCACUGCCCGUGGGUGUCCAUGUUCAGCCUGUCUCUGGGAUGUCAAAGCUUUGCUGCAGAGGCUGUAGGAGUUGUGGUAUCGGGAACAGGGGACUGUCUUGGGACAAUUUGGGCCAUGGCCCUGCCAGCACAACGUCCCUGCAGCUGGAAAGCUUUGCAGGUCAUGGUGCCCAGGUGGCAUCAGCACUGCGACUUGAGCUGGUACCUGAAGUGCGAGGACAGGGUGGCCCCAAGGUGGUGUCCCCAGGCAGUGCAGGUCCUGCCUCACUCCAGCCAUCAGCUGUACCCAGGCAGGGCCCACAGAGCAGCACGGGACCAGGAAUGGACUCGGUUCCCUCCUGCCCACAGGUGCUGGUGGCAGAGCAGGAGGGAGGGGCAGUGUCUGGCCUGUGCAGCAGCAGCAGGUCCAGGCUGCAAAGACCCCAAAGCUGCUCCCAUGCCAGCAUGUGCCCAGGGGCUUGUGGGAGCUUUGCAGCCCCCUUCUGCAUUUACCUGCCCGAGCGCAUGGGUGGAAUAAUAAGAAUUGCUCUGUGCUUCAUGCCAGGUCGGGCUGAGCCCCUGGAUCCCUGUCGUGCUCUGCGUGUCCCCAGGUGACAGCAAAUGCUGUGCUGAAGACACAAGCAAAGUGCUGGAGGUUCCUUGCCCAUUGUGGAACAGGGGCUCACAGACACGACAGGGCAGUGCUGGGGGGUGCAGUCCCCUGAGCUGGGACAUGCUGAACCGUCCCUGCUGCUUUCUCUCAGUCUCACGCUCUCCUCUUCUCCUGCCCCACCGGGCAGCCCCGCACGGCCCCGCGUGGCUGGGCUUGGGUCGGCUGUUCUCCGUGGCCGGUGUUUGCUCCUCAUUCUGCGCAGAGCUGGUGCCUUGAGGAGCUGCAGACACUGCGCCUGGAGCCGCACGGACUAUGGAAGCUUGUUAGAUGCAGAAGAGCAUGUUUGUCUCUGCUUUUCAACGUUUGUGCAUUUUCCUCCUGAAGUUUGUGGUUCAGUUUCACCUUCUUUUUGUGAACUUAAAGAACUGGAGAAAAUGGUUUUGGAGGUAAAAGAUAUUUUAUUUUCAGAAAAUGAAAAGUGUCCUUAAGUGUGUCUCUCUCUGUGACUCUCACAUCCUCUUCUCCCUCUCAUCCCUCCCCUUCCCACUCCCCACCCUGCAUUCCCAGGCAGGAGGUUACCAGCUUCCCUGUCAGGAGCAAACCACUGUAAUAAAUUUUGCAGUUCAGUUAAAAA